Molecule: messenger RNA, 1017 nt
Organism: Sardina pilchardus (European sardine)
Lineage: Eukaryota; Metazoa; Chordata; Actinopteri; Clupeiformes; Clupeidae
Product: ubiquitin-conjugating enzyme E2 K
Exons: 7
Coding region: 231-833 (200 amino acids)
Molecular function (GO): protein binding
Source: RefSeq, a predicted model, not a curated record
CAAUGAAGAAGUGGUCGUAUCACAGGGGUUCGAAACGUAGAAAUCCUGCAUCUUCGGUGAUUUUACGGUGACAGACUGAAGGGGUGACAGACACUUGGAUAGAGAUAAAGUGAGAGGGGGGUUCCUCCUAGUCUGUCACCUAAACGUGUUUUCAGGCCGAAUUCCAACGACGCCCUACUCGCGGACUCCAUUCUGAUUUCACACAUCAAAUAACGUUACGCGGCGGCAUCAUGGCCUACAUAGCUGUCCAAAGGAUAAAAAGGGAAUUUAAAGAGGUUCUGAAAAGCGAAGAGACGAGUAAGAACCAGAUCAAGGUGGACCUAGUGGAUGAGAACUUCACAGAACUGAGAGGAGAGAUAGCAGGACCCCCAGACACACCCUAUGAAGGAGGUAGAUUUCAGUUAGAAAUCAAAAUUCCAGAAACGUAUCCAUUCAAUCCACCAAAGGUGCGAUUUAUCACAAAAAUCUGGCAUCCCAACAUCAGCUCUGUCACCGGUGCCAUAUGCCUGGACAUCCUCAAAGACCAGUGGGCGGCAGCCAUGACACUUCGGACGGUGCUGCUUUCGCUACAGGCUCUACUGGCGGCAGCGGAGCCAGACGACCCACAGGACGCUGUGGUUGCCAAUCAGUAUAAGCAGAAUCCAGAGAUGUUCAAACAGACGGCUCGGCUCUGGUCGCACGUAUACGGCGGCGCUCCCGUCUCCAGUCCAGAAUACACACGCAAAAUAGAUAAACUCUGUGCAAUGGGCUUUGACAAAAAUGCAGUAAUAGUGGCGCUGUCAUCGAAAUCCUGGGAUGUUGAGACGGCAACAGAACUCCUGCUUAGCAACUGAUUCCAGUCUAAGAGUCUACCUGCCUGCACCUACCCUAAGAUCACCACCAUCCUCCUCAUCUCCACCAUUCUCCUCAACUCUCUCUCACUCGCUCUCUCUGUUGCUCUCUCUGUCGCUCUCUCUCUCUCUCUCUCUCUCUCACACACACAUACACACACACACACACACACACACACAACACAAA